AUGGACAGUGCUCAGGACGAACUCAAGAUUCAAGCUUACGAGGACGUGAGGAGCGAGAACCAGGCGCUCAAAAAUGCAAUUGCCGACAUUCUUGCAUACAGCCACGCUGCCACGGACCCGGUGCUUCAGUCGAAAAUCCAUGAUGCAGUUUGUGUCGCGGGUUCAGGGACAGAGUCGUCAGCGAUACUUGGGGGCACAUCUCCUGGACCGCUGCAGGGUUCGCCCAGCUCACUACCCCCGGCCUCAACACAGGCUAUAGCAUGGCAGCUUGAGCACGCCCAACACCGGAGUCCAUCAGCCAACGCCCCAUUAUCAAGUCAGGGCUUUUCGAGUGCGCAAACUUUCAGCAGUCCUCCUGUCAUCGACCUGUGGAAAUCUCAACACCCACCUAUUCAGCUCGGCGGACCACCCGGGGCUCAUUUGCUCCUUCACCCGGACCCCUUCCGGUGCUUGACUGCCACAAAUGGACUCGAGCUUAUCAUGCAGUACAUGGGGGCGGCGGCUUUUACCUUCUCCGGCUGUAUCUUCUGGCAUAUAAUCGGCAAGCAGGAGGCUCUCCUCCGAGCGCAAUCCAAGUUGGUGGCAUAUCGACAACAAUCUGAGCGACAGCGGCACAACUCCUUUACCAACUCUGACUUACGGACUUCUGAAGGGCCGACCAUGGUGCUUUCCGGGCUCAUAUCCGAGUCUGGUAGCUCGAGACAGUGGAUUCCACUCAUCGGGGAACGGCUCAACCAUUACCGACGGAAGGGCCAUGAACACGCCGCCGUUCAGGCCAGUGGAUUUUACGCAGCAGGACCUGUGCAUCUUGACGUGCGUAGCCCUUCUGGCGUGGUGGAUCUUCGCUGGCUGACGCCCUUGGGGAUCGAGCAACGGCUCCGCGCUGCUGUCGGGAACGCACUGUUCGCAACCAUGGCGGCACCCGUGAUUGAGCGCUUCGAAAAGGAUCAUGGCUACUAUGUCAAAAGUGAUGAAAGGCAUGGUGAGCAGGUAUAUUUGAUUGAUAAGCUCCUGGAUCUUCUGGCGGAUUGUUAUGUCUGCUGCCCAGGGAUGGGUCCCAUCUGGGACUCGCAUGUUGUUGACGGAUUAUUUGCUUCGUGGUUCGGCUUGGUGACUGGCGAUGGAAGCGGAUUCGCCUGUUGA
This is a messenger RNA of Verticillium dahliae VdLs.17, 1143 nucleotides long. RefSeq lists its product as uncharacterized. The record is from RefSeq and is a predicted model, not a curated record. Lineage: Eukaryota; Fungi; Ascomycota; Sordariomycetes; Glomerellales; Plectosphaerellaceae. The transcript has 2 exons. The coding region runs from base 1 to 1143 and encodes 380 amino acids.